CCAGCGACCACGUACACAAUUUAGAUGACAGGCUGUUACAUUAUCACUCACUCACUUACUCAGAUGAUUAAUGUUACCUUAUAAAGCAACACGCCCUCAGUGUUUGAGAUUGUUCUGGUUUGUCGUUCUUUCUCUCGCAAUCUUCACCACAUUCACCGAGCAUUUGCAUUCACAUUGAAUAUGGCUGAGGCUACACAAUCUAAUGCUGAGUUGUUGGAGUGGCCUAAGAAAGAUAAGCGCCGCUUCCUGCAUGUUGUGUAUCGUGUUGGUGAUCUUGAUCGCACCAUUAAGUUUUAUACUGAAUGUUUUGGGAUGAAGCUUUUGAGGAAAAGAGAUAUUCCAGAGGAGAAAUAUGCCAAUGCUUUUCUUGGAUUUGGCCCUGAACAAUCCCAUUUUGUUGUGGAAUUAACAUAUAAUUAUGGGGUGACCUCAUAUGAUAUUGGAACUGGAUUUGGACAUUUUGCUAUCGCAACUCCAGAUGUUUACAAAUUGGUUGAAGACAUCCGGGCUAAGGGUGGAAAUGUCACCAGGGAGCCUGGUCCAGUUAAGGGUGGGAAAUCUGUUAUUGCCUUCGUGAAGGAUCCUGAUGGUUAUGCUUUUGAGCUCAUUCAAAGACCUUCAACCCCUGAACCAUUGUGCCAAGUAAUGCUUCGCGUUGGUGAUUUAGAGCGCUCAAUUAAGUUUUAUGAAAAGGCUUUGGGUUUGAGGGUGGUAAAGAAGACUGAUAGACCUGAAUACAAGUAUACUAUAGCUAUGCUUGGGUAUGCAGAGGAACAUGAGACAACUGUGUUGGAGCUGACAUAUAACUAUGGUGUCACUGAAUACACCAAGGGAAAUGCUUAUGCACAGGUUGCUAUUGGUACUGAUGAUGUAUACAAGAGUGCUGAGGUUGUCAACAUAGUCACACAAGAGCUUGGAGGGAAGAUUACUCGGCAACCAGGACCAAUUCCUGGCCUUAACACAAAGAUCACUGCUUUCUUAGAUCCUGAUGGAUGGAAAACUGUUUUGGUUGACAAUCAAGAUUUUCUGAAGGAGCUGGAGUAAAGAGUUAUGGCUUUUUAAUUUAAAGUACUAGUGCUAUUGUAUGAAUAAGUGAUCAGCUCCUGUAUUUAUCAGUGAAGUAGUAGUGUUCAAUACGGUUUCUCUGAUGUGUUUGCCUGUUUGGUUGAGAUUCUAGACAGUCUACAGUGACAUCCAACAGUAUUUCAAUAUAUUUAGUAAAAGUUGGAGAAUAAUUCUGAUGUUUUA
Messenger RNA from Glycine soja, 1248 nucleotides. RefSeq names its product lactoylglutathione lyase GLX1-like. Gene Ontology annotation, molecular function: metal ion binding; lactoylglutathione lyase activity. The transcript has 9 exons. NCBI's taxonomy places the organism in Eukaryota, Viridiplantae, Streptophyta, Magnoliopsida, Fabales, Fabaceae. Bases 181 to 1044 code for a protein of 287 amino acids. The record is from RefSeq and is a predicted model, not a curated record. Gene Ontology annotation, cellular component: cytoplasm.